CGCAAGUCUGUGGCGACGUGGAAAUAUGAUGGAAUAGGACUAGAGUCAAAUCAUCGUUUUCUCAAAUUAGCAAACUGUUGUUUAUCAUUGACAUCUACAUCAUUAGCUACUGUUCAGUAAGCAGAAGACUUCAGAAGAACCUGGGAGAAGUAAGCUAGCUAGGUGCCACGAGAGCAGUGAAUUUGACAGUACAGUACCUGAUGUGGUAGUGGGAGAUGAGACAGUGAGAGAUAGCCUCUCCCUAGAUCCACAUCCCAUGAGAUGGGAGCCAACACCAGCCAGGUCAGUGACCUGUCAGAGAACCAGAGCCUCCGGACCCUGAUCGGCACAGAGUCCAUCUCAGAUAAUGACCCCUUCUGGAACCAGCUAAUCUCCUUCACAUUCAUCAGCCCCACUAGCAGUGGUAACUCCAAGCUGUUGGAAGAGGCAGUUAUUCCCCUGGCCAAGAUCCUGAUUGAGAACAAUCCCAGAACAGGGAAUUUUGGAGCCCUGGUGAGAAUAUUCCUGGGAAGAACCAAAGAGUUGAAAAUAUCCACAGAAUGCCAAGAUCAGCUGUUCAUCUGGCAGGCCCACAAUACUUUGUUCAUGAUUCGCUGCCUUCUCAAAGUCUUCAUCAGGGAGAUGACGGAGGAGGAGCUGCACUUACAGCUCUCCUACCAGGAGAGGGUGCCAGGCUCCUGUGACACAGGGAGCGAGGUACUGCUGGAAGAGCUGAUGUGUAACCUCGUACACCUGGUGGUGGAGGUUCCCCUGCUGGACAUCACGUACAGUAUCCUGUUUGAGGCUGUGACCACCUUGCUGGUGCUGCUGUCCUACCAACUCUUUCACAAGGAGAUCCUGAGAGACGGACUCAUCUACCAGUACCUGAUGAAGGGGCGAUGUUUGUCCCUGACCAGUCAGUUGGUGAAGACUCUGCUGUAUAACUUCAUCAGACAGGAGAAGUGUCCGCCUCCUGCCACACACAUCUUUGAACAGCAGUCUGACAGAGGAGGCCUGCUCUACGGACUUGCCUCGGGAGUAGCAAGUGGGUUGUGGAGUGUGUUCGCGCUGGGUGGAGCCGGCAGUAAGCCAGGAUUGGACCAGGAACAGAACCCUCUGCCACUGUCCAAUCAGAGCCUGUUAUUGCUCCUGGUGCUAGCCAAUCUGACAGAUGGCCCCAACAACUGUCCCAACCCCUACAGACAGGCUGUCACGUGCUUCAAAAACACACAAGACACGUCAUCCAUCCCUACAGAGCAGCACCAUAUGUUCCAGAUCAACUUCAACAGCCUUUACACAGCUCUGUGUGAGCAGCAGAGAUCCGACCAGGCUACACUGAUACUCUACACACUGCUACACCAGAACACCAACAUGAGGACAUAUAUGCUGUCACGCACAGACAUGGAGAACCUGGUGAUGCCCAUCCUCAAGAUCCUGUAUCAUGUGGAAGACGGGAACUCUCAUCACGUCUACAUGGCCCUCAUCAUCCUCCUCAUCCUCACUGAGGAAGAUACCUUCAACAGAUCCAUACAUGAGGUGGUAUUAAAAAACAUAACUUGGUAUUCAGAGCGUUCAUUAACAGAAAUCUCCCUGGGUAGUCUACUCAUCCUGGUGGUUAUACGCACCAUCCAGUUCAACAUGACACGCACCCGGGAUAAGUACCUGCACACCAACUGCCUGGCUGCCCUGGCCAAUAUGUCUGCCCAGUUCCGCUGCCUACACCAGUAUGCAGCCCAGCGCAUCAUCAGCCUGUUUGCACUGCUGUCCAAGAAGCACAACAAGAUUUUGGAGCAGGCUACCCAGUCUGUACGGGGCCUGCGGCGGGCAGACUACGCCCAGGACCUGAUUGUGAUCGAGGAGGUGAUCAGGAUGAUGCUGGAGAUCAUCAACUCGUGUCUGUCGAACUCUCUACACCACAACCCCAACCUGGUCUACGCCCUGCUCUACAAGAGAGAGCUCUUCGAACAGUUCAGAACACACCCCUCCUUCCGGGACAUCGUGCAGAACCUCGACACGGUGAUAGGUUUCUUCAGCCAGCGUCUUGAGGCAGCAGGGACAGACUUGUCAGUAGAGAGGGUUCAGGAGGUCAUCAUGAAGGGAGCACAGGCCCUGCCCAAAGACCGCCUCCAGACGUUCCCGGAGCUGAAGUUUCGGUACGUGGAGGAGGACCAGCCUGAAGACUUCUUCAUCCCAUACGUGUGGUCCCUGGUUUUCAACUCUGGAGUAGGCCUUAACUGGAGCCCUACGGGCAUAGAACUCUUCGGCAUGGACUCUGGCUGAUUGUGGGAGUUCACGUCUGUCUAGCUAUGGGCCAAUCCAAACUUCCACUUUAGUCAAAUGUUCACUUAGUCAUGCAUUGAUGUAAAUGGGAGAUGUUACCUUAGUGGAAGUUAGGAUUCGCCCCUGUGUGUGUGUGUGUGUGUGUGUGUGUGUGUGUGUGUGUGUGUGUGUGUGUGUGUGUGUGUGUGUGUGU
Messenger RNA from Salvelinus namaycush (lake trout), 2452 nucleotides. RefSeq names its product dymeclin-like. Gene Ontology annotation, cellular component: Golgi apparatus. Lineage: Eukaryota; Metazoa; Chordata; Actinopteri; Salmoniformes; Salmonidae. The record is from RefSeq and is a predicted model, not a curated record. The coding region runs from base 262 to 2259 and encodes 665 amino acids. The transcript is spliced from 17 exons. Gene Ontology annotation, biological process: Golgi organization.